Messenger RNA from Polistes dominula (European paper wasp), 1618 nucleotides. Its product is annotated as venom protease. The record is from RefSeq and is a predicted model, not a curated record. Gene Ontology annotation, biological process: proteolysis. Lineage: Eukaryota; Metazoa; Arthropoda; Insecta; Hymenoptera; Vespidae. Gene Ontology annotation, molecular function: serine-type endopeptidase activity.
AUAUAGUGCAACAACCAAUAGUUUAGUGCUAUAUAACCAUUCUUCCCAUCAGAUAUAAAGAGAAUGUUACCGUGACAUCGUACAGUCUCUUAGCAGCAUCAACGACGUACACAACGGAGAACAUUUCGCAGACUUCUCGUCUUAAGUUAGUUAUUUUUUAAUGUGAUAUUCUCGAGAAAGAAAAAUAAGACAGAAAUAAUAGAAGUAAACGUUAACGAAGUCAUAGAAAAUGCGGACUGUUAUAUUGUCGAUCAGCUUCUUUGGUCUUUUAAAUAUAUUGCCGUAUUGCGUCUUGGCUCAAGAUGGACCACCAUGCAUUAAUCCUUUGGGAGCAAAAGGUGUAUGUAUAAAUAUUAGGAAGUGUCCAAUUUUGAUACAACUUUUACAAGCACAAAAGCCGGAAACAAUCAAUUUCUUAAGAUCUUCUCAAUGUGGUUUAGAUGGUUCUGAUCCACGUGUUUGUUGUCCUACUAAUGUAAAUGAAAAUAAUAGUAAUGAAUCUAAUAGUAAUGAGUCUAAUAGCCAGGAAAUUCAAGGUACAUCUUAUGGUCCUUUAACUCCACCAGUUUGUGGCAAGAGUUCUAAAGAUAAUGAUAGAAUUGUUAAUGGUGUACCAUCGACAUUGGGUGCCUGGCCAUGGAUUACAGCUUUAGGUUAUCGCAGUAAAAGAAAUCCAAAUAAACCGGUAUACCUUUGCGGUGGAACUUUAAUUUCUUCUCGACAUAUUGUCACAGCAGCACAUUGUGUUUAUAAUAGAAGAGAUUUAUAUAUGGUACGUCUUGGGGAUUUAGAUUUGGAAAGUGAUAAUGAUGGUGCUGACCCAAUUGAUGUUUUAAUAGAAGAUAAAAUUAUACAUCCGCAAUACGAUCCAUCGAGUCAUGUUAACGAUAUUGCUAUACUCAGAUUGGCUGAGGAAAUUCCAUUUUCACGAAAUAUUCAUCCUAUUUGUUUACCAAUUAGUGAACCAUUACUUCAUUCCAAUUUUUACAAUACAUUCCCCUUCAUUGCUGGAUGGGGAGCAAUCUACUUCAAUGGUCCAGCGAGUAGUAAACUUUUAGAAUCACAAGUACCCGUAGUUAGACAAGAAAAAUGUAAAAACGCAUUUAAAUCUUUCACCAAUGCAGUUAUAGAUGAUCGUAUUAUAUGCGCUGGUUACGCUCAAGGUGGAAAAGAUGCAUGCCAAGGUGACAGUGGUGGACCAUUGAUGUCUCCUGUUAAUAAAAAUUAUUAUCUUAUUGGUGUUGUAUCUUAUGGAUAUAAAUGUGCAGAACCUGGUUAUCCUGGAGUUUACUCGAAAGUUUCGUCUUUCAUGAGUUUUAUAAUAAAUAAUCUUAUAUAAUAAUGAUUAUAUAUAUUACAUUUGUAUUUUGUAUGCUUUGUAUUAUUUAAAUAUACGCGCGUAAAAGCUAUGCUUCGAUUGGUCUAAGUCACGUCUAAUGGUGAGUCAUGCAUUUGAUAAUCUUGAUGACAAAUUGUUAUAUCUAAUUGCUUCUUCGUGUUAUCACAUUGUAGUAUUAUUGAAAUUGUUCGAAGUUAAUACUAAAAAUGUAUAUGCAUAAUUUGCUGAUAAAUUAGACUGUAUAUGUUUGUGUAUAUUAUUAAAGAAUAUUAUCUUUUA